Messenger RNA from Elaeis guineensis (African oil palm), 2756 nucleotides. NCBI's taxonomy places the organism in Eukaryota, Viridiplantae, Streptophyta, Magnoliopsida, Arecales, Arecaceae. The record is from RefSeq and is a predicted model, not a curated record.
AGCAACGCCGCAGAACCGCAUCUCCCGGUAUCGGAUCUUCCCCUCAUCGUCCCUUCGUUUCCUAAAUAUUUAUAUUAAUAUAUUCUUAAUUAAUAUGUAGACCCCCUCCUCUCUCUGUCUCUGUCUCUUUCUCUCUCUCGGAUCGGCCAAGCCAUAAUUAAAUGAGCCUUCUUCUUGACUUCGAAUCCUCGUGAGAUCGAGUGCUCGCGCGAUGCGCGCGAGGGCGAUGCACCCUCUCUGCUGCAUUUCGAUCGACUGCCCCCGGGUCGGCGACCGGUCGCCAGCGCCGGCGGAACCGGAGCCGGAGCUUUAUGGCGUUGUCGAGGGCGAGGCCUCGUCGUCAGCGGUCGCCGUCGCCGUCGCCGGCGUGCUCUACAAGUGGAUCAACUUCGGGAAGGGAUGGCGGUCCCGGUGGUUUUCUCUCCGGAACGGCGUCCUCUCCUACUCCAAGAUCCCCCAAGGGGAGGAGGUCUCCUUCUCCGAGGGCGAGGGCGUCCGCCUCAUCGGCACCGCCGCCUCCCGGCUAUCCCGGGCUAACGUCAGUUGCGGUGGCCGGAACCCUCCGAAGCCGGUCGGCGUCGUUUAUCUCAAGAUCUCAUCAUUUCGUGUAAGUAAGACAGAUGAAAGACGAUUCUAUAUAUUUUCUCCUACAAAGACACUUCAAUUGAGAACUGAUUCACAGAAAGAUCGUGUUGCCUGGAUUGAGGCCUUGAUCUCAGCAAGAAGUAAAUUUUCCGUCGAUGGAAGGAUAUCUUAUAUCCAGAAUGAUAUAUCAAUUUCAACCAAAAAGCUUAGAGAUCGCAUGCAUGUAGAGGGACUAGAUGACGUGCUUAUCAAGGAUUGUGAGCAGAUCAUGCUGUCAGAAUUUUCAGAGUUUCAGAGACAGUUGAAGCUUCGUUAUGAAGAACAUUUAAGCUUUCUUCGCACAUUUCAGCAGCAGCUUGAGGAUGUUAAUGCUGAUGAAGUGACCACAACAAUCCAUGAAGGUCAAUUGCAUUUGCUGAAACAUGAAUAUUCUUGCUCUGGGCAUGGCAAUAACAGUGAAUAUAGUACCACAGAGUCAUCUGAUGAUGUUGAAAAGCAAGAGCUAGAUGAGUUGUCAGAUGAAGGCGAGCCUCACUUCUUUGAUACAAAGGAGAGUUUUAGUGAUUCUACUGUUGUCUGUGCCUCUAAAAUAAGAGACUUAGACCAUGCUGAUAAAAGUUGUUGUACUGAAAAUUGCUUAGACACUGUGGAGAUGAUGGAUCUUGAAACAGAGCCAAAUGAUCGUAAUGCAUUUCUGUAUAUCAGGAGGCGUACAAAAUUGCCUGAUCCUAUUGAGAAGGAAAAAGGUGUUAGCCUUUGGUCAAUGCUCAAAGAUAAUGUUGGAAAGGAUCUUACACGUGUUUGCCUUCCUGUUUACUUUAAUGAACCCCUAUCAACACUUCAGAAGUGCUUCGAGGACUUGGAAUACUCUUAUUUGUUGGAUCGAGCAUAUGAGUAUGGGAAAAUGGGGAACAGUCUCAUGAGAAUUCUGCAUGUAGCUGCCUUUGCAAUCUCUGGAUAUGCUUCUUCUGAUGGCCGCCACUGCAAACCAUUCAACCCUUUGCUAGGGGAGACUUAUGAAGCUGACUUCCCUGAAAAAGGAAUUCGCUUCUUCUCUGAAAAGGUUAGCCACCACCCAACGCUUAUUGCCUGCCAUUGUGAAGGUAAAGGUUGGAAAUUCUGGGGUGACAGCAAUCUCAAAAGUAAAUUUUGGGGGCAAACUAUUCAACUAGACCCUGUUGGUGUAUUGACCCUGGAAUUUGAUGAUGGUGAAGUUUUUCAAUGGAGCAAGGUCACAACGACUAUUUAUAACCUCAUCUUUGGUAAAGUAUACUGUAACCACCAUGGAACAAUGAAUAUACUGGGCAACCGGCAGUAUUCAUGUAAACUGAAGUUCAAAGAGCAGUCUCUUCUUGAACGCAACCCUCGCCAGGUGCAAGGCUUUAUUGUGGAUGUCAAUGGAACUAAAGUUGCUACUUUGAUGGGAAAAUGGGAUGACAGCAUGUACUAUACCAUAGAUGAUUUCUCCAAGACCAGGGGUUGUAUUUCAACACAAGAUUCUACCUUAUUGUGGAAAAGGAGCAAGCCUCCUCCUAAUCCCACUCGGUACAACUUGUCAUCAUUUGCAAUUACGCUGAAUGAGCUAACACCAGAAUUUCAGAUUAAGGAGAAACUUCCGCCUACGGAUUCAAGACUUCGACCAGAUCAGAGGUAUUUAGAGAAUGGGGAAUAUGAGAAGGCAAAUGCAGAGAAGCAGCGAUUGGAGAGAAGGCAGCGAAUGUCAAGAAAAUUGCAGGAGAAUGGCUGGAAGCCAAGAUGGUUUUGGAAGGAUAGCAAGGAUGGCACAUUUCGCUAUACAGGUGGAUACUGGGAAGCAAGAGAGCAGAAGAAAUGGGAUAAUUCCCCAGAUAUUUUUGGAGAAUUUUCUGAAGAUCAGAAUGUUCCCCCCAGUAAUUAAAGAGAAACAAAGUGAUCAGGUGUCUGGAAGGGCAAUGAAAUUGCUGAUCGUGUGCAUAUAUAUAAUUCGCCGGUUGUUCUUUUAUUGUUUUUCUUGUUAUUCAUGAGAUGGACAUGGUAUUUUGCUGGUGAUUGUAUAGCUUUUGCCAGCAAUCAAUGACAAUCUUUAUAACAUAGUUGUCUCAGUUUUCCUGUAAUUGAUUGCAUUUUUUUUGCCAUUAAUUGUAUUCACUGUUUUGUUGUCAUAGGUAUGUGAAUGACUUAUUACAGAGUUU